CUUGACUCUUGACUGUUGACUCUCUUUUUUCUGAUUUUGAUAUCUUUGUAUCAAGUCUCUUUUGAUUUCCGGCUUGCUGACUUGCCUUCCGAAGCACAACUAACGUCCCUGCUCCACGACUUGAGCAUUUUCUCGCGCAUCCUGUACCUUCCUCGACACCGCCCCACAUUCUCAUCUUGCUGCUUGCCCUGAUCGCUACCCACGAGCAAUUUGCGUGGCUGAGCAUCGAGGCCCUCCGCACGUCUGCUACAGAAACGCUUUCGGACGGAUAGAGCGCUGGCACUGGUGGCUAGUGCUGGUGUUCGGACUGGAAGCGCGCCCGGGCAAGGUCACCAGAGGUGCUCAGACUGCGUGACCGACUUCAGCAUGGUCUCGUUCAACUGCGAAGGAUGUUUCGACGUGAUCAAGAAACCCUCGCUUCUUGUUCUUAGCAAAUUGGAUGCGCAUCAUCAGAGAUGCAAAGCUCCUUUUACGUGCUUGGAUUGUUCUACCGUCUUCAACUCUCCCCAAGCUUGGAAACCGCAUACUACGUGCAUCUCUGAAGCUGAAAAGUAUGAGAGGAGCGUGUACAAGGGCAACGCGAAUGGCAAGGGGAAGGGAAAAGGCAAGGCGCAGCCUCAGGAACAAGACCAAAGAAAACAGGGUUUGAACCCUGCGGUCAUAGCGCAGAGGAAGAGUGGUGAUGCUUCAGCUCAAGCCGAUGUCCAGUCCGCAUCUCGUGCCAAAGGGAGCGACAGCGCAGCGGAACUUGCUAGCGAGGUUGCAGCCGCUUCGAAGACAACAAAGAGCCCAAAGUCCAAAAAGCGCAAAGAGAGCGAUUCGGGGGAAGAGGUUGGAGCUGAGCAGAAGGCCGACCGAACAAAGAAGAGCAAGAAGGACAAGUCGAUAGAGUCGCCGGAAGAGAAGGCGGCGCGCAGAGCGGCCAAGGCCCUGUCCAAGGAAGCAGAGCGGAGUGGGGAGCAGUUGCAAGCGACUAGCGUCACGAAUGCACGGGUGGCAGACGAAGCACCGACCUCCGCUACGGCACGCGUGGAAGCAAAGGAGAGCAAGGAGGAUAGGAAGGCGAGAAAGGAAGAGAAGAGGAAAAGAAAGGAGGAAAAGAAUGUAAAGAAGGCAAAGAAGGCUCAGACGGCACAAGCGCUUGGCGAACAAGCGGAGUCAUUUGCAGAUCAGGCCAGGGUAGAAGAGCGGUCGGCCCCAGGCUCCGUCAUUGAGCGCUCCUUGCCCGCUCAGCCAACGCCGGGCCUCUCGACCUGUACGGACACACCGCCUCGACGUCUCGUAGCUGUGGCUCCGAGCACUGCGAGCGCUUCUCUAGCGCCAUUGCCUGCUGUUCCCAGCUUGGUGGCAGGUUCAUCUGGCGGCAGCAUCACGCGCAUAAGCGGCGGGCGACAAAAACAGCGUCUGGUGGGAUCGGCAAGCAAGAAGAAUACCAAGUGGUCUUUGAACGAAUCUUUGCCGGGACACAAGCUGUUGAGCUCGAUGGGAUGGAAAGCGGGUCAGGGGAUCGGGAGUUUGAUAGAGGGGAGGCAAAAGGGCCCAGUGGCGGAUAGCGUCAUAUUGAAGUUGGACAAGGGAGGUAUUGGAGCGAUGAGAGCUCAGAGGGAGGCAAAGCAGGGUGGAGACGAAUGGAUCGCAUCGAACCCGGCGGGAGCGAACGAUCUGGGCGAUUUGUUCGCUAGACUCAAUCAGCACACUUUUGGCAUCCAGCAGCAGCAGCAGCAGCAGCACCAGCAGCCCGAGCAGGAGCAUCGAGAAGCGAAGGACGAAGUUGGUGGGCAGGUCAAGAAGAGAAAAAGGGAUGAGACGAAGGAGGAACGCAAAGAGCGCAAACAGGCGGAAAAGAUUGCGAAGAGGGGGUUAAAGGAGGCUGAAAAGGCUGAUGCGGGGUGUGCGCGUAAUACUACUGUGGAGGCCGAAGCGGUGGAGCAAAUCAAGAAGAACCUUCCGAUUCGAGGAGCCUCAAGAGCAAAGUACCUGCGCGCAAAGAGAAUGGUGGGGCAAGACCAGACCAGCGUGAACGAGAUACUGGGAAUCGUCUCUUCGCCUUCGGGGAGCGCAACGCCUCAGCAAUCGCAAAGUGGGACGAGCACGCCUCUUGUCGACGCGCCCAAAUCGGCGUCUCGAUCCGCGGCCAAUUCAAAGCGUCCAAGUGGCGAAUCAUCAUCAUCAUCAAGCUUGCCGAACGCGCAGACGAGAGGGAUUUCCACUGCAGCUCGAACAGAAGCACAAGCGGUCACGGUCGACCCCUCCUUCGAACCUGGGGCGGGAAUGAGAGUGUCCAACUUGAGCGUGCAGGAAUACCUCACCAGAGCUCUCAUGAGACGCAAAGCGGAGAUUGUCAAGAAGAAGCAAAGGGAGGAGGGAGGUGUUUGGGACAGAGCGAGAGAGGUGCAGAUCAAUCUGAGCGUUCGCUGAGCUGCAUGCGAGCAGCAAAAAAGAAGUACCCCUUUCUUGAUGGGCGCGGGUUAGAAGCGCACUCUACAUGGAUCUUGCAAGACGCACGUCAGCGUCCUCCACGGAUUCUGCUCGCAAGUCAAAUGGUCAAUCAUGCAAGGAUUGGCCUGUACGCCCCAAAAGGCGCUGCUGCCUUUACUGACUUAUGGACGAUUGCAGGAUGACUUACCAAGGAUUGUAAUAGUAGCUCUCGC
Messenger RNA from Ceraceosorus guamensis, 2651 nucleotides. RefSeq lists its product as hypothetical. The transcript is spliced from 4 exons. Bases 367 to 2418 code for a protein of 683 amino acids. Gene Ontology annotation, molecular function: nucleic acid binding. Lineage: Eukaryota; Fungi; Basidiomycota; Exobasidiomycetes; Ceraceosorales; Ceraceosoraceae. The record is from RefSeq and is a predicted model, not a curated record.